AUGAUCCUCCUGCCUCCAGACGGUCCUUCGCCUACCACCCAGCAUGCUCCCUACUAUCUGCCGCCCCCGGGUCCACCACCAGUACACUCACAGGCGCCAGUCCACGGUGCUGUAAUAUCACCCGAAGAUGACGUCCAGCGGCUCUUCAACGUUUGCAAGGUCGGCCGAGGGAAUGCGGAGCUGUUGCAAGAGGUGCUCGUGUAUGCCAAACCUCAGGAGCUCAAAAAUGACAUCACAAAGGAACUUGUAGGACGGGCUCGUGCAUCUCAUGAGUUGAUAGGGUCGCAGAUUCCAUGGGCGACCACCGAAGCAGAGAAGUCGCGGCAUGUAGCAAGAUCAAUAGUGCAGACCACGCAGGAGCAGCUGCUCGAGUCGUUGCUCGCUGCACACGGAGACCUCACCGAGUGUUUGAAGAUGUAUGAGGACCUCGAGCGCAUCGCGAUCGAGCAGGAGGCCGAGGAACGUCGGAAGACCGAACGCCUUAUCGAAGCUCUGACUGCUGUUGCGGAAUAUGAAGCUUCUACAGAGGAGACCCCUCUCAUCGAUUGGGUCUUUUCCACUGGCGAUUCCGAGCGUACAGGCAAGAUCAAUCCGCAGACCGCGACUCGAAUAUUCAGCGCUUCCAACCUGCCUCCAGACGCACUUGCAAGAAUAUGGGAGAUUGCAAGCGUAGACAGCAAAGAUGGUCUUCUGGAUAGACAAGGUGUUGGAGUAGCGUUGCGGCUGAUUGGGCAUGCACAGAAGGGCGCGGUAGUGACUGAACGUUUGGUCAAGCGACCUGGCCCUCUCGCUGUGCUUGAAAAUAUCUCACCCGUCCCUUCCGAACCCGUUGCCGGCCCCUCAUCAGGGAUGAUACUCGGUGCACUGCCGCCUCUUACUAUGCAUGACAAGGCUAAGUUCAAGAAGAUAUUCAAAGCCUCGGGUGCGCAAAACGGUUUCAUGCCAGGUCAACAAGCUAGAGAAGUGUUCAUGAAAUCGAAGCUUCCUCGGGAGACGUUGCAACAGAUUUGGGCUUUGGCAGAUGUACAUCGCCGCGGUCUCCUUGAUCUCACCGACUUUACUAUCGCUAUGUACCUCAUUCAAGCGUUGAUGACCGGCAAAAUUUUCACGGUCCCCACUUCUCUACCUCAACACGUGUACGACGAGGCUGGGCGGCGGAGUCCGCAGCCUGUCUCGACCCCGAACCAUGUUGACCUGCCACCUGCACCGCCAUUACAUCCUUUGAGGUCAACUGCUCCAGUCGCAGCGUCACCAUUCGCGGAUCCGCCUAUGCGCACUCCGACAACAUCGCCGUUUGCGGAUCCGCCUCCCCGCCACCCAUCGAGCAGGAAUACACCCAUUUCCACCUCCCAAGCGAACUCCUUGGGCUGGGAGAUCUCGCCAGCGACUAAGGUUCAGGCUGACCAUGUCUUUUCGACACUGGAUCCAAGGAACAAGGGGCGCGUGAAAGGCGAGGCUGUGCGUGAAUACAUUCGCCAAGUCGGGCUGUCGUCAAAUGCUAUUGGUCGAAUAUGGGAUCUGGUCGACAUCAAUCGUAAGGGCUACCUCAUUCGCGACGAAUUCACGAUGGCCAUGCAUCUCGUUAAAAUGAGAAAGGACGGACAGCAUCUACCGCACUCUCUUCCUCCUGGACUCCUCGCAGGAUCACUCCCUGAAGAACAUCAUGACGCAUAUACAGGCAUUGUUGCUGACGCGCCACAGUAUCUUCAGCCCACGUCUCGACUGACAUCACUGCACGCUUCAUCGUGUAGCGAAGAUAGGUCAAGACUCUCUGUUGCGUCUGCUGGCCCCUCAAAUCUGCGCUCAUCGAGGAGUUCGCCGCAUCUUUCUACACUUGCUUCAAUACAGCCCUUUGCCACGCCGUUACCCGCUCCCUCCACGCCGUUCCCAAUGUCGCCUCUUCCACCGGGCGUAAUGACUUACGUUCCAUCUCAGCCGACGAACAUCGAGCAAUGGAACCUCAAGCCCGAGGAGCGAGCGAGGUAUGAUAGAUACUUCGACCAGCUUGAUACUCAGAGGAAGGGCUAUCUCCUGUCCGAUGUGGCCGUCCCAUUCUUCGCCCGUGCCAAGCUGCCGAACGAUGUCAUGGCGACGAUAUGGGACAUGGCUGACUCGGAACACGACGGUCAGCUGACCCGAGAAGACUUCGCCGUGGCCAUGCAUCUCAUCCGACAGAAACUUGCGGGCGCAGAGCUGCCGACGCCUACACCGGCCUUGACCUCCUCGCCUACAGCUCCAUUAUCUCGACCCGACUCCACCGCGACGCCUCCAAGACGAGCUAGUAUGCCGAACCAAGGAGAUACAUUGUCGCGACAUACGUCCGUGGGCCACCAGCCAAUGCAGCCGAUCGUACAGCCAGCUCCAGUUACACCGCCCGUCCAGCUCGACCCAACGACAGUGCGACUUCCAGACGACGUGGAUGACGGGAUUCGAUCUGAUACGCCUCCGCCUCCGUACGAACUCAUUGCUCCAGAUGCGACGUAGCACAUAGAACAGACACUAUUUUCCACACUACCUGGAUUUCGCUUUUGGAUAGGAGCGUCUGGCACACAUUGUAUAAGUACGACAGGAUUCUGUCAGUGCAUUCUGCCAUGGGGUAUAUAUUACACACAUAAUCUCUUCACAUAUGGUAUGGUA
This is a messenger RNA of Dichomitus squalens LYAD-421 SS1, 2637 nucleotides long. RefSeq names its product EF-hand. Gene Ontology annotation, molecular function: protein binding; calcium ion binding. The transcript is spliced from 8 exons. Lineage: Eukaryota; Fungi; Basidiomycota; Agaricomycetes; Polyporales; Polyporaceae. Gene Ontology annotation, cellular component: plasma membrane; cytoplasm. The coding region runs from base 1 to 2484 and encodes 827 amino acids. Gene Ontology annotation, biological process: endocytosis; endosomal transport. The record is from RefSeq and is a predicted model, not a curated record.